Messenger RNA from Anisakis simplex (herring worm), 891 nucleotides. Lineage: Eukaryota; Metazoa; Nematoda; Chromadorea; Rhabditida; Anisakidae. The record is from the annotation of a GenBank genome assembly.
AUGAUUCAGUUGCACUCAAUACCCGGGCUUUUGCUUGCAUUGAGAUCGAUUUUUGCAGCAUUGGGUUAUUUCCUGUGCUCAACUCCAGCAGUGAGCGAUUUUUGUCUUCUGAUGGCGUCAGGUGUGAUGCUCGACUAUUUCUUUCAAAUAACCUUUUUUGCCUCAAUAAUGGUUUAUGGUGGACGGCGAGAAGCCACUGGAGGUCUUCUGUCGUCGUGUUAUCAACGUAACAGAGCCAUUGUGGGCACAGACGCCGUGCGAAAAGCUGACGAAAUGAGACGCGAAGAACGUAGGUUAUUCUUGACAUUCACCACACAUCAAUUCGCACGUUUCAUUCCUUCGCGCCACAUGCUUCCAUAUGUUUCCCCAUGGCUCACAACUUCUUCGUACAUCGAUUUAGAGCCGUUCAUGCAUCGAUUAUUUGGCACUAAAUAUGCACCGUUCAUCCUUCGGAAGGAUGUUAUGGUCGUUUCAUGGGUGUUGUUCUUCGCUUAUGCGACACUCGCGAUUUAUGGAUGUUCAUCGAUCGCCGUGGAUAUCAGUCCGAAAAAAUACGUCAGAGAUAAUUCACCAAUUCAAACAUUUGUCCAUCUAGCUGAUAAAUACAUAUGGGCUGACAAUGUAAUGCCAAUAUUUUACGUGAUGAAGCCACCGGAUCUGAGGAACGCGCGUGCUCGAGCGCGCCUCAAUGAGUUGGUCUAUCGACUCGAACACACUAAAUAUAGCAUUGGUCGUGUCUCAACUAGUUUCUGGCUGUGGGAAUAUCAGAGAUUUUUGAAUGACUUCCCUGACAUUGAUUAUGAGACCGAAUUCUAUGAUCAGAAACAUCUAUCAGACUUUUUUGCGCAGUUCGAUUAUAAACAAUACCGAGGUUAUCGUUUUCGUUUUGAA